UGGUGCCAAAGUCGGUGAAGCCGUGCUGCUCCACGAGUGCGCUCACGGUUAGCACGCUGACGGUUCACAUCUCCAAGCAACAUUCAGGCAGACGUACGGACGUCAGACUGUCUUAGUUUAGAGUGAGUAAUGAGAGAUAAGGACGUCCUGCCUCCAUGCUUACUUUUAACAAAAAAGAAGUCAUGGAUUCUAACGACGGGAAGAAGAGACGAAAGGUAAACGGGGUUGUGCGGUGCUGCAGGCGGAGCGUGGCCGGAAGGAUGAAACGAGAGAUGGGCAAAGUCCUCAGCUCCAUCACGGUGGAGGAUAACAACCGUCAUAAGGAGCCCGUACAGGAGGAAGAGGAGGACUACGACUGCUUCCCUAUCGGUUUCCUCCGGAGUGACCUGCUGGAACCCCACAUGGUCGUGUGUCCACGCUACAGCCUGCUGCGAGAGGUCGGUCGUGGAAGUUACGGGGUUGUGUAUGAGGCUGUAGCCCGGAAAACAGGGGCCAGGGUGGCGGUGAAGAGGCUGCAGUGUGACGCUCCGGAAAACGUGGAGUUGGCUCUAGCCGAAUUCUGGGCCCUGACGAGCUUGGAGAACCGACACCAGAAUGUAGUCCAGCUGGAGGAGUGUGUCCUACAGAGGAACGGCUUGGCCCAGAAGAUGAGCCACGGAAACAAGAAGUCCAAGCAGUACCUGGGCCUGGUGGAGACUUCACUCAAAGGAGAGCGCAUCCUGGGUUACACAGAGGAGCCGUGUUACCUCUGGUUUGUCAUGGAGUUUUGCGAUGGUGGGGACCUCAACCAGUACAUUUUGUCCCGUCGGCCCGACCCCCAGACCAACAGGAACUUUAUGCGCCAGCUGACCAGUGCUGUGGCUUUCCUGCACAAGAACAGCAUCGUCCACCGUGAUCUCAAACCAGACAACAUUCUCAUCUCCCAGAAGUCUGGUUCUCCUGUUCUUAAAGUGGCUGACUUUGGCCUCAGUAAAGUCUGCGCUGGCCUGACCUCCAAAAACAAUGAAGAACACCCUGUAGCAGGAGCAGGUGGCAGAGGGAGCAACCAGAACACCGUGGUCAACAUAAACAAGUUCUGGUUGUCGUCGGCUUGCGGCUCGGACUUCUACAUGGCCCCUGAGGUGUGGGAGGGCCACUACACGGCCAAGGCGGAUAUCUUUGCCCUGGGAAUCAUCAUCUGGGCAAUGAUUGAAAGGAUCACAUUUAUUGAUGCAGAGUCCAAGCGUGAGCUGCUGGGCACUUAUGUUCGGCAAGGCUCAGAAAUUGUCCCUGUUGGGGAGGCUUUGCUGGAGAACCCCAAGAUGGUGCUCCAUAUCCCUCAGAAGGCCAGAAGCUCCAUGUCUGAAGAGGUGAAGAAACUCCUCCAUGAUAUGCUUGCAGUAAACCCUCAGGACCGACCAGAUGCCCUCCAGCUGGAGGUGCGGAUGGACCAAAUUACAUGUACAUGACAGGUCGCACCUUCCUCAAACCUCUCCUUUUCCCCUAACCAGUCACAGAAGGGACCUUUUUACUUCCCAGGUAAGAUCCAUGUCCUUA
Messenger RNA from Archocentrus centrarchus (flier cichlid), 1536 nucleotides. RefSeq names its product serine/threonine kinase 35 (gene stk35). Gene Ontology annotation, molecular function: protein kinase activity; ATP binding. The record is from RefSeq and is a predicted model, not a curated record. Lineage: Eukaryota; Metazoa; Chordata; Actinopteri; Cichliformes; Cichlidae. The coding region runs from base 156 to 1448 and encodes 430 amino acids. The transcript has 2 exons. Gene Ontology annotation, cellular component: cytoplasm; nucleus. Gene Ontology annotation, biological process: negative regulation of G2/MI transition of meiotic cell cycle; protein phosphorylation.